Messenger RNA from Dibothriocephalus latus, 342 nucleotides. Lineage: Eukaryota; Metazoa; Platyhelminthes; Cestoda; Diphyllobothriidea; Diphyllobothriidae. The record is from the annotation of a GenBank genome assembly.
AUGGACCCCUCUGAUCCCGACUUCAAGUACCUCGGAGUGGACCGCAAGACCCUGAUGAAGGAGAUGGAAGCGCAGUCUUUCGACUCGAAGAAGGUGGCCUGGGUGGAUGAUGAAAAGGAGGGCUUCGUGAUGGCGGACAUUAUCGAGUCCAGUGGAGAUUCCGUUACGGUUAAGCUGAAGGAUGGAAACACUAAACAAAUUAAGAAGGAUGAUCUGCAACAGGUCAAUCCACCUAAAUUCAUAAUGUGUGAAGACAUGGCUGAUCUUACCUACCUGAAUGACGCCUCCGUCCUGGAGAAUCUUCGGGCCCGCUACUACAAGCAACUCAUCUACGUACGUUAG